Molecule: messenger RNA, 695 nt
Organism: Nestor notabilis (Kea)
Lineage: Eukaryota; Metazoa; Chordata; Aves; Psittaciformes; Psittacidae
Product: glypican-5-like
Exons: 1
Biological process (GO): regulation of protein localization to membrane; cell migration; positive regulation of canonical Wnt signaling pathway
Cellular component (GO): extracellular region; plasma membrane; cell surface
Source: RefSeq, a predicted model, not a curated record
AAACCUUUGAAAUGCUUAUCAGACUGGCUGAGAAUUACACAAGCACACUUUUCUGCAAUGCAUAUAGAAACAUGGCUGCUGAGGCUACUACACAUAUUCAGGAGUUUUUUGCGGAUGUUGGACUCUUCAUGUUUGGCACAGACAUUAGCACAGAGGAAUCUGUCAAUAGAUUUUUUGACACCCUGUUCCCAGUCAUCUAUAACCAUGUGAUUAACCCUGGUCUGACUGACAUUUCACUGGAAUAUGCAGAGUGCCUCCGAAUGGCAAGAAGAGACAUCAGACCCUUUGGUAACAUUCCCAAAAAGGUCAUAGGACAAAUGGGAAGAUCACUGUUACCCAGCCGGACUUUUUUGCAGGCUCUGAAUUUGGGGAUUGAAGUGAUCAAUACAACAGAUCAUCUGCAUUUCUCUAAAGACUGUAGCAGAGCUUUCAUAAGAAUGCAGUACUGCCCCCACUGCCAAGGGCUGACUCUAAGUAAGCCGUGUAUGGGCUACUGCCUCAACAUCAUCCGAGGCUGCUUAGCUAACAUUGCAGAAGUUGAUCUUCAUUGGCGGGGAUACAUUCAGUCCCUGGAGGAGCUCUCUAGUGCCAUGAGUGGAACAUAUGACAUUGAGCAGGUGCUUCUGAACUUCCACUCGCUUGUUAAUGAUGCUAUUGUACAGGCUCAUAUCAAUGGGCCAGAACUAUCUGAGCAG